GUGCGUGUGUGUGUGUGUGGGUGCGGGUGCGUGUGCCCGCCUGCGGGGCGGGGAGGGGGGUGGGGAGCGGCCGGCGCUCCGCGGCGCUGCGCGAGUGGGCGCGGAGCUCGGGCGGGAAGGAGAGAGAGGUGGGGGGGGGGGGGUGGUCCGGGCGGCGGCGGCGACGAGGAGGCGAGAUGAGCGCUGCGGGCAGAGAGCCGCCCUCCGCAGCCGCCGCCUGUGAAUGAGCUGAGGCGAGGCCGCCAGCCGGCUGCCCCCCACCCCCCCCUCCUCCUCCUCCUCCUCCUCCUCCUCCUUCUUCUCUUCCCCCCUCCUUCCCCUUCUCCCCUGGCCGGCCCGCCCGCCCGCUGCCGGCCCCACCGCGGACGUCCCGGCCUGCCCCCGGGCCUCCUUCCUCACGCACCGCCUCGGGCAGCGCGGCCCUGCCCGCCGCAGCCGGCGCCGUCCGCCGCGGACCGGGGGAACUGAAGGAAAGGCAUCAUGGGAGCGUUUUUAGACAAGCCAAAGAUGGAGAAGCAUAAUGCCCAGGGGCAAGGGAAUGGGCUUCGUUAUGGUCUGAGUAGUAUGCAAGGCUGGCGAGUUGAAAUGGAGGAUGCACAUACGGCUGUGAUUGGUUUGCCAAACGGACUUGAUGGAUGGUCAUUUUUUGCUGUAUAUGAUGGGCAUGCUGGAUCACAGGUUGCCAAGUACUGCUGUGAGCAUUUGUUAGAUCACAUCACAAGCAACCAGGAUUUUAAAGGGCCAGAUGGGCCACCAUCUGUGGAAAGUGUAAAGAGCGGCAUCAGAACAGGUUUCCUGCAAAUCGAUGAACACAUGAGAGUCAUCUCUGAGAAGAAACAUGGCGCAGACAGAAGUGGGUCAACAGCUGUGGGUGUCAUGAUUUCUCCCCAACAUACAUACUUCAUCAACUGUGGAGACUCGAGAGGUUUACUUUGUAGAAACAGGAAGGUUCACUUCUUCACACAGGAUCACAAACCAAGUAAUCCACUGGAGAAAGAGCGUAUACAGAAUGCAGGUGGCUCUGUAAUGAUUCAGCGUGUGAAUGGCUCUCUUGCUGUUUCAAGGGCACUUGGGGACUUUGAUUACAAAUGUGUCCAUGGGAAAGGUCCUACAGAACAGCUAGUCUCACCUGAACCUGAAGUUUAUGAAAUUGAGAGAUCAGAAGAAGAGGAUCAGUUCAUCAUACUGGCUUGCGAUGGUAUCUGGGAUGUUAUGGGAAAUGAAGAGCUGUGUGACUUUGUAAGAUCCAGACUUGAAGUCACUGAUGACCUUGAGAAAGUUUGCAAUGAGAUAGUUGACACCUGCUUGUACAAGGGAAGUCGAGACAACAUGAGUGUGAUAUUGAUCUGUUUUCCGAAUGCACCAAAGGUAUCGCCAGAGGCGGUGAAAAGAGAGGCAGAGUUGGACAAGUACCUGGAAAGCAGAGUAGAAGAGAUCAUAAAGAAGCAGGGUGAAGGAGUCCCAGACUUAGUCCACGUGAUGCGUACGUUAGCAACUGAGAGCAUCCCAAACCUCCCGCCGGGGGGUGAAUUGGCAAGCAAACGGAGUGUGAUUGAAGCCGUUUAUAACAGACUGAACCCCUACAGGAAUGAUGAUACUGAUUCUGCCUCAACUGAUGAUAUGUGGUAAAACUGCUCACCUAGCUGUGGAGUUCACGUUUCAUCCUUCACAUGAAAGUGCAGCCCAACCUCAGUGACCCUUCUUAAUAUCCAUCCUCAACCUUAAAAAAAAGAAGGGAGUAUGAUGUGUUGGUGAGAGCGACUACAGCAGUACGACAUCUAGCCCAGGAACUGAUCUUCUUUUGUAAAACAGACUUCUGUAAACGUGAUUUCAAACCAUAAUUCAUAUUGUAAAUCAAGACUCCAGCAAUUUAUGUUGUAUGAUUUUGUUUUUGUAAAGUGCAAUUGUCUUUGUACAAAAUGCUCAUAUUUAAUUAUGAACUGCUUUAAAUCACUAUAAAGGUUAGAAGAAAUGUUUGGCUUGUGUGAUGCAACAAUAUAUAUCCCUUUAAAUUCAUGUUGUGGUUUUGGAUUGCAAGGAGCAGCAGCCUAGCCAGCUAGGUGCUCAAGAGGUGCACAAAACUGUAAAGAUAACUCCUUGUUAUAUAUGAAAGCUGAACUUGUGGGCAACUUACCAGAAAUUAGUGUGUGAAUUUGCUUGGCAAUGGAAAAAUAACGAAGAGUGGUGCACAUUUCUCAGCGAACCUUGGACACGCUCUGGCUCUCGCAUUGAAUUAAAGGGAGUUCUGGUUCUGACUUCAGUGGGAGUUAAAUCAUGCCCUGUUAAUAAUAUCAUGUCCGUACGUGUACAAACCUUGGGAUUAGAAUGCCUUGAUUCUUUGCACCUCUUUUUGCAUUAACCCUUACCUGAAACUACUAAUCACUGAGCAUGAACAAGCAGCUUUCUACAUCCAGUAGGAGUCUGCAGCAUUUUUACAAUCCUGAUUGGCUGGGUCUGCUGCUGUUCCAAGUAAAAUACUUCGAAUUCCAUUUUAUCAAUAAAGCUUGAUUUAACAAACAAGAAAUUUAUCCAUAAAUGUGUAAUUCCUUUUUUCCUGCCUUUUUAAAAAUGUCAGUGCCAUUGUAAAUGAUAUUUUACUUGUGGAAGAAUAUUUUUAUUAAUUGGUAGCCCAUUUUUCAAAUGGGAAGGAUUUUGAUUAUUGCCCAAGACAUAGCCAUAUGCUAGAGGAUGAUGUGGGAUUAAUCUGUUACCCUGUUUUUUACAAGUGUGGGUUUUUUCAGGCUUUUUGUGUUCUGUUGGGUUUUUUUUUUCUCCCCACUGAAGAUGUGCAUUGGUUUGAAUUUGCCUACUGUUUGAUAAAAAUACAUUUGUCAAAGCCUGACAAUCUUUAACGUUUUAUGGUGUGUGUUUUUAAUUGACCCACUUACUUAGAACGAGAGACUAGUGGUUAAACAGUAUUUGUGAUUUGAGAUAUAGCAUGUUGACAAUAUUUAACUGUUCGUUGUUUAAAAUUCUAAUUUAAAAUUUUAUAAGAUAAUAAACUAAUUUGAUUUAAGCUUAGCUUUCUCCCAUUGAGCAUACAGAAAUUCAGUUUUCGAGUCAGUCGUGUUUGCAAAACUGCUGUUUUGUGCACCUUGUAUUGUCUUUUUGGUUGAGAAUAUUGUAUUUAAUAUGUAGUUUACUCAUUUAGUAGGCAGAUUCCCCAAAAGGAAAAUCAGUAAAACAAGUAGAUUGUAACAUUUACUGCAGUUAAACAGAAUCAAAACUUGGUGUAUAAUUACUUUUUUGGAUAGGAAAAUGUAGUACAAUGCAUUUUGCUAUAUUUGUCUUUCCCUAACUUUGAAAUAUACAUAUUUGUAUAUAUAGCCUUAAAACUAAAGCAGAGUUAGGGAACACUGAACAGUGAAAAAGUAACUUAUAGUGUCUUGGAACUAAGUAUAGUAUAUACCAGCAGACUUUUCUUUUAUCCCUCUUGUCUAUGUGGGGUGCUUAAACGUAACUUCAUUGUAUUCAGUUUGUAAUCUGUUCAAGCAUGAAUGAAGAGAACAUAAGCACUAUUUGUAUUUAUAAAUUUAUAGCAAUUUUUGCGUAAAGAACCAGUUCCUUACCUACAUAUGAAUAAAUGCUUAAAAUGUCUAAUUUUGUUGUAGAGUGCAAAACUAUAAUAAUGUUAAGUUAUAGCUUCACAGGCACCUAGUUAACAAGCAUAUUUAAUAAUACAUGGUGUAUUAGUGCAAAAAAAGCUAAACUUAAGGUAGGAAUGAGGCAGAUGAAGUUCUGUCCUUUUUCGGAGAGACUAAAGUUUAGUUUUGGAAACUGCAAAACCUUAAACUGGACUGUGGAACCUUUGAGUUUGCAACUUUAAAAAUCAGAAGUAAAACUGUGGUGUGAAAAGCCAUACUUCAAACCAUAAUCACUUAAACUGUCUCAGUGACAAAUGGUGUAUUUGCAGCCUCUUCUUAGGAGGUCUCCUGAAGGUUAGAGAGAAGGUAAUUCUGCUGUUGCUACAGGCAAUGUAACUAGUUUGAGGGUGGUGGCAGAAAGCCCGUUUCAGGCCUUUCUCUCCCCUGCCUGCAUUCAGCAUUGUGAUGAGGUCAGGGCACUGAAUUAUGAUGUAUGCAUAAACACUGCCAUUUUAGAUACAGAUUUUGAUUACAACAUAAAUUAAGUAUAUAAAGCAUCCUAGAGAAGAGGCAAGCUGUAACUUUUCACUGCUCUGAAAAGAAAAAAGGCACUUUUUGCACCUUUGUGCAUCUCCUUCUUGCACCAGAAACUUUUUUUUUGUUGAAAUGCUAAAAACAUUAGCACCUCAGGGGCAAGGCAGCAAUUUUUAUUUUCAUUUUUUUCUUUAAGUAUUGUGUGCUAUUUAUUUCCCUCUUGGAAAAAAAGAUUCCUGUGUGACAAAAAAAUGAAAAUUGUGUGAUGUUAAAAGAUGUAUUUUUAAAUACAUGUUCAAAUAGGAGGGGUCCCAGUUUGCUUAUUUUUAAAAGGAAAUGAUGUUUGUAAAGCUACUUUGCUUCGUAUGCCAUGCAACUUUGUUUUCUUUCUACAUUUGACAGCUUCACUGGCUUCAGUUUCUGUGAGUUUUGUUACAGUCAGAUUAAAUGUUUCACUGAUCAUUCUGGGAGAAUACCUGUACUGCUUUGUAGACCACUGUUGCAGAUAAUUCUCACUAAUUCAGCAUUGAAAUAUGUUCAAGACAGAGGCUUCUAAAACGCGUUUUAAAAACCCAUGUUGGAUGAGCUAAAUGCAGUUGCACCAAGUAAGGUCCUAAGAUUUCCAAGGCUUUGUAAACCUGUUGUAUCAGUUGAGUCCCCAGCACACGUGGUGGGGCAGAAACCUGCAGGUCCCAUGGAAGCUGUGAAGCCUUUUGGGGGCUUGUCCUUACCUAGCAGCACCACAGAGACCUGGAUGCGUGGCCAUCAUUCCUGAUAAUCCUCCAGCAGAACUUGGAAUCGGAGAGAGAAAUUGCUUUUCCUGCCCUUUAAUCACUCUGAACUGCAGCAGCCCUAGCUUGUGUCGUGCCAGCAAGGUGCCUGAUGAAUAUUAAGCAGCAGAUGAGUAAUGGUAGCACUUAACUUGAUCGUUCAUGCAGGUGCCAGAAGUAGUCAUUCCAAGAUGUACUUAUGAUAAACUGACUUUAAGCAUCCAUCACAUUGUUUAUUGCAAAGCUGGUCCUGUCUCACCUGUAUAGGUUAAAACCUGAGCCAUUUUGCUUAUUGCAAGAAUUGGACAUUUUAAAAGGUGAUUUUAAAAAAAAAAAAAAGGGAACAGUCUUCACUGCAAUUGAUUCCCUGAUAAGAAUCCCAUCUUAAUUUGUUACACUGGGAUAGGGUAGACUUCUAUUGCAUUUCACUUCUUAGUAAUUUAUGAGACACGGAUGUGGUUUCAUGGUCAGCUUAUAUCAAGCCUAAGCUGUUGCUGUAAGUUUGCCCCUACUGCCCUGUUAGUGCCAGCACUCAUGCUUGUGUGGCAGUGCAGUUAGGGAGGAAGAAAACUAGAUCUGGCCUCUUCAGCUGGGUUAGUUGAUGUGCCAGCAUCCCCUAGCUGGAUUGAAGGCAAGACACAAGAGUGGGAAGACAGGACUGAGAGCAAAGCAACAGUUGCACCACCCCUUCUGCCACAGUUCGGGAAACCAUACCCUAAAUGCAGAUUGACCUGUGUAGGGGAGAUCGAAGCCUUGGCAGAUCUUUCUCCACUCUGUACUUAAACAUUUUGCUUUGGUAAAUGUUCUUUUUUCCUGAAACUGGAAUUGUGAGACUUUGCGUGUAUUGUCUUCUUGUGUAUGAGUUCCAUGCUGACAGACUGUUCACUCCAGAUGUCUGUAGCUCUGUGCUGUGGGAUAGGCAGCAUGGCUGCCACAAUUAGGUUAAUGAUACAGCUGUUACAGUUUACCUUUUCCAGUGUACAUCAGGAUCUCAUCAUGCUGAGAUGUUCACAUCCAUCUCUACCUGCACCUUCUUGAAUUGCUUUUAUGCUCAAAUGACCCUGUCUAUUUAAAUUUCUUGAUACUGAAACUUGGCUGUGUCUGUAAUGGGCUAACCUAUUGUUAAAUGUUACCCUUUUCCUCAUCAUUUGACAAAUACAGUAUUUUAAUACAAACCUGAUGUACCUUGCAGAGGUUCAGACACAGCAAAACUGUGUAGAGCUGUACCUGACCUUUUUUUUUUUUUAGAAAAUGGACAUGUUACUGGGCUAAGGUUCAUGAGCUGUGAAAAUAAUGUCUCCUAAAUAACUCUUAUAGCUCCUUGUUCCUACAGCUAAAUGUGUUUGAGAUGAUGAUAACCUGAGCCUUUUUACACCAAUACAGGCUGUAAAGUCUCUACUUGGCUGGGUAGAUUUUUUUCCAACUCUUUAAGUGGUAAAAGGAGGCUCCACACUUUAUUUUCUAGGAUGCUGUAGUGCAUCAAAUGAACGUAAUUCCUGCUGUAAACUGUAAAAAUGGAGCAACAUUGAAAAGCAGCAACCUGAGGCUAAGUAUGUUUGACUGACCUGUUGGUGAAAUAUUGAUCAGAGAAUCUGAUCUGUUGGUGAGCUCUUUCUGAGCUGUCUCUGGAGUGCUCGCGUGGCCUGCAGGUCUCUGCUGACCCCACCUGCAGCUUCUGAACCUUUUCAUGGCCCUUUGUGAUUUGAUGACCUCGUGCUGCAAUGAGGUAGCAGUCACCUGGGCCGUUCACAGAAGUUCAAGAAGCUGUAGGGAAAUUUAAAGCAUUUCUUUUUUUUCAUGGACCACUAAAUCCUUUCAAGUAAACAAACAAAAAAAAAAUGUGUGCUAAAAACUGAGUUUACAUUCUCUCCUGCUGCAAACUCCUUUCUAGAAAAAUCUACAAGUAUUUCUUCUCUUUACUUAAUAUGUGGAAAAGAAAAAUGUCUGGAGUUUUAAUUUCCUGAUUGUGUCAGAGCUGUGUAUUCCUUGCUUUAUCUGUAUUUAUUUGAUGUUCUGUUACCAGUAAACCAGAUCUUUUCUUCCUCCCCCCCUGUGUAAAAGCCCUUCUAAGCUUUUGGCUUCUCAGCUAGAACAGGGAUGACAAUUGUGUCUUAGGGGCUUGGGGAAGGUUUGCAUCAGAUGUAACAACAAAACCCCUCUGACCACACGAUUUGGGAAAGCAGGCUUAACUUUAAAAUGCCUUUUCAGAAUUAAUGAAAUAAUUCUAUUCUGAAGGGGAGGUGGGAUGACAGGUCAGAUUUCUAGAGUAUAUGUUGUUUUAUGCCUAGCCAGAUUUUUACGCUCAGCUUGUACUGAUUCCUGCCCAAAUGCUCUGUAAAAUGUCACUGGACAGCUACUUUCUUUUUUUUCCCAAAAAAAGAAAAAGGAAAAUAAAGCUAAUGGACCUUACUACUGUGUAACCAGCCAUUUCUUUCCAAGGGUGAGUGUUGUGUCAGACAGUAACAUUUUCCUUUCAGAGCACCACGUCUGCCCUUCUCAGCUCGCUCAGUAACAUUGAGCCAAAACUGAAAUAAUUCUUUGCUUCCAUUAACUGUUUGGCUCUGAAGAGCUGGUGGGAAUUUUUUACAGCUAAAGAAGACAGGGCUCUCAACACGUAUUGUGAGAAAGCCUCCAGAGUUGAAGGAGGUGCCAUUGUUGUUUCUUUUCAGAAAUAUCUUUGAGAAGAGAAAUGAGAAAACUGGCGGGUCAUAAAACAUAAUGUACUUUUACUUCUCUCAAUGUCUAUAGACUAAGGACUUCAGAGUUGAGUUUCACUUGUGUUACUGAAUUCAACCCAGUGUGAGCAACAGAAGUACUGAGUGGCCAAUUUCCCUGUCACUGUUGGGAUUUCAGGCUGAAGUACAGGUUUAUUUUGUUCAAAAUAAAGGGGAAAAUUAAAUUAAGAUAGUCUUGGAACUGUACUGUACGUCCUGCUGCAACUGAUGGAGCUUCACUUAAAAUAUAUACAGUUUGCACGUGUAUUGUUGGAGCCUUUUCUUGGACUGAAAAAGAAAUGUAAUCUUUAUUCAGUGUUGGUUUUGAAAAAUAGGUUUUCUGAGCCAAAGGGAAGAAGGUGGUAGCACAAAAGCAAAAUGUUAGAUUAAUUGGAGAUAACAAUUUCAUAGUCCUUUAAACAUGUAAGUCAGCAUUUUUCCUUGUAAAACAUCAGAAGGGCACAGUUUGAGAGGUUCAGUUAAUUUGGUAUUUUAGCUGUAAAGAGUAAAAAGAGUGAAAUCCAUAAUGAGUUACUCAGGAUGGAAAAACAAUGAAACCCUAGAAAUCUAGGAUUGAAUGUGCUGGGUUUACAUACCAUCGUUUCCAUGUCCUGUGAUGGACCUAAUGAGAGGAUCUGCAUUGGUGUUUUUAGGGGAACUUUUUAUUCUUGCUGAGUGUUUGAUGCUAGACUAACAAUUUGCUGCAGUUUGAAGUUUCCAGGCUCUGAAACUGGAAACUGGGCAUUUUACACCACAGCACCCAGUGCAUGAGGUGCUGCAGGACCUGUUGCCACGUGUUCUGUGGUUUAAUGCAGCUGUUUGAUGCUGGAAGUUGGGAUUUCCUCACAUACCUUUUAUUUGCCCGUGGUGUGGUUCGCAGUGACCUUGAGUACCAAGAGUUAAGUUGUAUUUAUUAACCAAAUCUAACUCUUUGGUGCCAGGAAUCUAGUUUUUGGAGUAAGUGCUGAAUUAUGCAAAUCUUCUUGGCUCAGUACUGGGAAGGCUACUCGGGAUGAAGGGUUAAUGUGAGACCAAAGCCUCGAUUCUUCUAGCCAGGGAAUGUUGAAUGUUGGAAAAGUGUGAGGUUUGAUUUCCAAAACUGGCUGCUUUAUAAAUCCUUCAAAGCAGAGAUUUUGGGUUCUAGCAUCUGUCUUGUUACUAAGACCAUAUCCAAACAUGCUGAAUUAGAGAGUUUUCACCUGUCUUCUCACAGAAUUGACUCCACGUCGUCUCAUGGAAAGAGUCUCGUUUGUAGUGACAUGCUGUGCCUGUCUUUUUAGAAAAUUCAUGACCUCUUUUUAUCUAUUUUGUGGAAAGUGUAACUUUUUCUCAUUGAUGACCUGUAUAAAUGUGUGUUACGAAUGGAGAGAUUUAAGCUUGAAAAGCAUGUUUGCAGAUUACACAGCUUCAUGAUGGAAUUUAUAAAUUUAACAGAGUAAUAUACAAGAGCAUAACUAUUUUCCUUAAGUAGAAUGUAUGACAAUAUAUAAUAAAUUAUUCUCCACGUAGUUCACCCACUAUUUACAGUUUUACACAAUUCAAACUGUGUGUUUACAGAAAGUUCAAUAAAUGUAUAUUUUGUACUAUGUACAGAUUCCUGGUCCCAAAGAAAAAUGUGUGAACUUAGUUUCUAACUUAACGUUUGAGAUUGUACUUCUUUUUUUUUUUUUUUUUGCCUUUUUUUGGUUUUUUUUUGGGUUGUUGUUUUUUUUUUUGUUUGAAAUCAGUUGAACAAACUGCAUUAUGCCUGUCAAUGGUGGAGGCUUGUGUUGGAGUUGGAACUGGAAUUGGAAAUAUUUCUAAGCUACAAAAGUGAUUCCACUAAAUAAAACAGGCAAUGACAUCA
Messenger RNA from Apus apus (common swift), 9448 nucleotides. RefSeq names its product protein phosphatase, Mg2+/Mn2+ dependent 1A (gene PPM1A). The record is from RefSeq and is a predicted model, not a curated record. Bases 481 to 1629 code for a protein of 382 amino acids. Lineage: Eukaryota; Metazoa; Chordata; Aves; Apodiformes; Apodidae. Gene Ontology annotation, molecular function: protein serine/threonine phosphatase activity; magnesium ion binding; manganese ion binding. Gene Ontology annotation, biological process: negative regulation of canonical NF-kappaB signal transduction; protein dephosphorylation; positive regulation of canonical NF-kappaB signal transduction. The transcript is spliced from 6 exons. Gene Ontology annotation, cellular component: nucleus; cytosol.